Sceloporus undulatus (fence lizard) is the source of this 1565-nucleotide messenger RNA. Its product is annotated as C-type lectin domain family 4 member F-like. Gene Ontology annotation, cellular component: external side of plasma membrane. The coding region runs from base 167 to 982 and encodes 271 amino acids. Lineage: Eukaryota; Metazoa; Chordata; Lepidosauria; Squamata; Phrynosomatidae. The transcript is spliced from 9 exons. Gene Ontology annotation, biological process: biological process involved in interspecies interaction between organisms. The record is from RefSeq and is a predicted model, not a curated record. Gene Ontology annotation, molecular function: carbohydrate binding.
UGGUACCUUAUUACUCACCUUCUCUAGUCUCGUAGCUUUUAUCUCUUGUGAUCAUAUAAGCUUUAAGAAUCUUCAUCCCAUGACGUAAAGUGGCUGUUUUCUGCCAUUCAUCCAUAGCUAAUUGCAAAAGAACAGAAGAUGAGACUACACUGAAAGUGAGGAAAAUAUGGCACCCAAAAAAGCUGCAGCUGGGAAAAAGGAACCUGGAGCCAAAGAUGCAGACAAAGAUGCAGCAGCUAAAGAUGAUGCUGAAAAACCCAAGGAUGAGUCAACAUCCCCGAGCCUGAUGGAAAAAUUACGUCUAUCUCCCACUUUGGCAUAUAUUUGCAUCACGUUCUGUACUCUUCUCAGUAUUGCUGCCUUGGGAAUGAUGGGCCUGUUUCUAUUCGAAUUUUUGAAAACAGCUAUACUACGUGCAGCAGCAGCUGAAAUUGAAGCGUUUAUGGAUACAGUGGAACCCGAUCUCCGAGAUAAUACAACCCUAGAAAAACUCAUUGCAGUCCACAGCUAUGCAGAUAAAUUGGCAGGAUGGGCUACACAAAGUAUUGCAGUGGAAAAGGCAAUUGCGGAAGUUACUGCACUACUUGAGCAAAAAUGGCAGGCACAUGAUGGCAGCAUCUAUUUAUUUCCCGACCCAUCGAAGACGUUUCAAGAAGCAGCAGAUUUUUGUGUGACCCAGAAUGCCACCUUGCCUACCGUUGAAACUGAAAUGGAAGAGGAGUUUCUGGAAACCAUUAUCGCGACUCAGCCUGAUUCUUCCUGGAUUGGACUCCGGAAGAAAAAUAACAAAUGGGAAUGGUUGGACGGGAGGCCUUUGUUAGUGACGUUCUGGGCUGCUGAUAAACCAACAACAAAUGGUCCAGACUGUGUCAUUGUGGAUACCGCGUGCACAAUGCCCAGGCAGUGUUGGAUGGAUAUAGCAUGCAAUGAAACAAAGAAAAGUGUUUGUAAGCAAAGAGGCAACCCGGAGUGGUUGGAGUGACAGUUAGCCAUCUAGGUUAUGAAGAAGAGCUCAGCGUUCUGAUGUUUAUUUGUUGCUGUUGAGAACACACCUCAUCAGUCCUGAAUUCCUGACGGUGAGGGAAGAGCUUAAUUUGUAAUCUUAGACCUAAAUUGCUGCAACAAUAAAGAAAGGAAGAGGACAGUAUGUGGAAACGCAUUGAUUGAAUACAACCGUGGGUGGCCCUGCAGCUGUUUCUCCUUGCAUUCCUCGCCAUGAGCUAUGCUACCUGAGACUGAUGGGAGCUGCAGUCCAACAAGAGGAUCACAGAAUGCCCACUUUUCAUUUAUUAAAACACCCUUUUCAAUUGCAGCUCUGGGGGAAUUAUUGCUGCUCCAUGGGAAUAAUAUGCAGAUGCAUUGAAAUAUAUGGCCAGGCGACUUCCGUCCUGCUCUUGAUCUAAUAUUGCCCCUACGCCUCCAUUAGAAGCACCUAUUUGCAGUAUAAAGGGCCUGGAGAAAGAGUACUUUGAGGGCCUCUUGUUCCAUGUUACUCCAUCACUGUGUUUUUCUGUGAACCUCUUUAAUUUUCUUUUUAUUACAAUUUUAUCACAUUUCCAAGACAA